Morus notabilis is the source of this 2898-nucleotide messenger RNA. Its product is annotated as protein MALE DISCOVERER 2. Gene Ontology annotation, biological process: protein phosphorylation. Gene Ontology annotation, molecular function: ATP binding; protein kinase activity; protein binding. The transcript is spliced from 13 exons. NCBI's taxonomy places the organism in Eukaryota, Viridiplantae, Streptophyta, Magnoliopsida, Rosales, Moraceae. The record is from RefSeq and is a predicted model, not a curated record. The coding region runs from base 361 to 2421 and encodes 686 amino acids.
UUGUUUUUAAUUUCCCAUCUACCUCAAGAAAGAAAGAAGAAAAGGAUUUAUUCUUCGUCACCCUUUUGGCCUCUUCUGCAUGCAUUCGCCCUCCGAAGAUUACUGAAGCGGGGAUUUUUCAUGCGCUUGUCGAUGAAAAGGGUCUCGUGAAAGCCGAAUAAAAAUUCGUAAAUUAUGAGGGACCCUGAUAUUCGUUUGUAAUUUACAGUUUUUUUGUUUAGGUAGAUUUUUUUGUUUCCCUUUUUUUUUUGGUUCGUCAUUGGUUUUGUUUGGAGAAAAAUUAAAAAAAAAGGAAGAAAAAGGAAGAAACCUGGCGGAUUUGUAUAGCAAGUUGUGUAGAGUCGUGGCUUUCAUCGAGCAAUGGGGGAUAGAUGGGACCCAUUUGGAUUUGGGUUUUCGUUUUUCUUGGCUUUGAUUCUUUUCUCGGGAACUCCAGUUUGUUGGUCGCUCAAUGAUGAAGGAAUCCUUUUGUUGGCAUUCCGGGUGAGGAUCAAUUCUGAUCCUUUUGGUGCUUUGGAGAGUUGGAAUCAUAAUGAUGAAAGUCCUUGCUUGUGGUGGGGUGUUAAUUGUCAAGAGGGCAAAGUUCAAAUGCUGAAUAUGAGUGGUCUUUCUUUGCAAGGAACAUUGGCACCUGAGCUCGGGAAACUUCCUCACUUAAGAGCUCUGGUACUUUACAAGAACCACUUUUCUGGUGCAAUUCCUAAAGAUAUUGGAGAGCUAAGAGAGCUGGAGCUGCUGGAUUUGAGAGACAAUAACUUGAGUGGAACAAUUCCGGCUGAAAUAGGCAGUAUGCAAUCACUGAAAUAUUUGUUGCUUUGUGACAAUAGAUUUGAAGGAAGUCUUCCUAUGGAUCUUGGUAGGCUCAACUUGCUCUCUGAAUUUCAGUUUGACAAUUACCUCGCACCGACAGGGUUCCCUGGAAUUGGUGGUGUGAGCAGAAAGUUUGGACACUGGUUCAGUUUCAAAAAAGACCCUUUGCAUAGUGGUGGACACAGUUGCUGUGAGAAUCUUCCAAGUGCAUCUGAGCCGCAUGUGGUUGAGAGUGGUCAGAAUUUUGUCAGUUUUUCACGGCGUAGACUACUAGAACAAGCUAGUAAUCUCCCGGCUGCACCAGCAAGUGGUGAAUCAUCUUCUGGAAAAGUCGUUGCUCUUCCAAUGACCCGAAGUAGUGGGUCUUUCCGAGCUGUGCCAGCUAGGAAGAGGAAACACUCUCCUGCACCUUCCCCACUUCCUUCAUCCGCCUCUCUUCAAAAACAUCAUCCCUUGAAUCCAGAAGAGAAGCCUUCUGGGUUUCCUGUAAAGCCAAUUACGCAGCCUUCGUCUGACAGUUCCUCUGGAAACAUGUGGAAGUAUGUAAGUAUCACCGGAGGAGUGUCUGUCUUCUUGAUUGUUGCUGCAGCAAUGUUCUGCAUGUGCCGGAGCAAAGCUGUGAAAACCAUAGGUCCUUGGAAAACUGGACUCAGUGGACAGUUGCAGAAAGCAUUUAUAACAGGAGUUCCAAAGUUGAACCGUUCAGAGCUGGAAAGCGCCUGUGAGGAUUUUAGCAAUAUCAUUAGCACAGUUGAUGGUUGCACUGUGUACAAGGGAACACUCUCCAGUGGAGUUGAGAUUGCGGUUGCAUCAACCACGAUAUCUUCUUUCAAAGACUGGACAAAAGUUGCAGAAAUGGCUUAUCGAAAAAAGAUUGAUACUCUCUCAAGGGUGAACCACAAAAAUUUUGUCAAUCUUAUUGGCUACUGCGAAGAGGAUGAGCCCUUUGUCAGGAUGAUGGUAUUUGAGUAUGCUCCAAAUGGUUCCUUGUUUGAGCAUCUGCAUGUUAAAGAAGUUGAACAUCUUGAUUGGAAUGCAAGAAUGAGGAUUGUAAUGGGAACAGCCUACUGCCUCCAAUAUAUGCACCAUGAUCUAAAUCCGCCUGUAGCGCAUCCUAACCUGAACUCAACUUCCAUCUAUUUAACAGAUGACUAUGCAGCAAAGAUCGCAGAUAUUGGUUUCACAACAAAGCACAAGUCAAAGCAUCAAACCGAUGACGAUAAAGAAAACUCCGAAUUGCCCCCCUCUGCCGAUCCAGAAACAAACGUAUAUUGCUUCGGAAUCUUGUUGCUGGAGAUCAUUUCAGGAAAGCUCUCGUACUCGGAAGAACAAGGGUCCCUUGUGAACUGGGCUGCUGAUUACUUAAAUGACAAAAGAAGCAUCAGUUACAUGAUCGAUCCGAGCCUCAAGUCCUUCAAGAACAAUGAGUUGGAUGUGAUCUGCGAGGUUAUCCAAGAUUGCAUCCCACCGGACCCGAGACAGAGACCAACAAUGAAGGAAAUCACUUCCAAGUUGAGGGAAGUGAUUGUGAUCUCACCGGACCAAGCCACCCCAAGACUUUCUCCACUCUGGUGGGCUGAACUGGAAAUUUUGUCAGUAGAGGCCACCUAAUAAAGUCCUCUUUUGAAGAAUCUCUUCUCUCUGAUGUUGUUGCUGUGUUUGUAAGUCAGUCUUUGUAUCAAAAUGAUAGAGAAAAAAAAAAGAUUCUUAUUUGUGCUUCCCCUGCCUAACUUGGUAUUUUCAAUCCCCCUUUUUGCCUCCUUUUAUUUAUUUUUUUCUUUUCCUCCUUAUCAUCCUUCAUCCCAUUCCUUUCACAUUUCUUUCCCUUUUCUUCUCCCAUUUUCUGAAAGAAUAAUAACGGAAAACGUGUGCUAUAUAAAUGUUCUCACGAGUUGGGUGUGGUAACUUAAUACACACCAGAUGUAUAUAUGUUAUUCUUUUACCUUUUUUAUUUUUUUAUUUUUUUAAUUUUAUUUUUGGUCAGUGGGAUAUAUCAUAUAUGUAAAUCUAACAUAGCACUGGGAUGCCUUAGACCCUUUUGAACAAGUUAGUUUGCUUCAUUUAUAUUAUCCAUAGAUUGCUGAGUCA